UUUUUAGUUCAAUUUCGUGUCGUCGCCUAUCGAUAUUCCGCGUAAUCGGAACACCGCAGCCACUCCGUAGCUGUCUAACGUGCGCAUGGUUUGUGACGUGCGAACGGUGUUUCUGUGUCGCGUAUGUUUAUGCUGUCCUCCCCUAAAACAGACCCGGCAAAAUGGGCGAUAUAGUACGGCGAGCAUCUGAUCAUAUUUUAGAAGUGAUAUUCUCGUAUCUGGACCUGCACACGUUGAGAAACUGCUCGUUGGUGUGCAAGAGGUGGUACCAGUUCCUCAACGACGAGAACAACCACGUGUGGCGGAUGCACUGUAUUAGGAAAUUAGCCCAGGAGGCCCUCAGUUCGGAUUUGUUGUCGUCUGUGCCUACGUACAAGUCGAAACUCCGUGCUUUCUAUCACGCGUGGAAUCCGAACGAUUGCUCACGUAAUAUCUACAUCAAACCUAACGGAUUUACCCUGCACAGAAACCCCGUGGCGCAGAGCACAGACGCGUGUAGAGGUAAAAUAGGUUUCCGGCAUGGGCGACACGCUUGGGAAGUUAUUUGGGAAGGACCGUUAGGAACAGUAGCUGUAAUAGGAAUUGCCACUAAAGAAGCACCUCUUUUGUGCCAUGGAUAUGUAGCGUUACUCGGCUCUGAUGAACAUUCCUGGGGUUGGAAUCUUGUUGAUAACCACUUACUGCAUAACGGAGAUCCGCAGGGAAAUUAUCCUCUCCUCAAUAAUGCCCCCAAAUAUCAGGUUGGAGAGAGAAUUAGGGUAAUCUUGGAUUGUGAUGAUAAUACGUUGUCGUUUGAGAAGAACUAUGAAUUUCUAGGUGUAGCUUUCAGAGGAGUAAUUCUUCGCACGAUAGUAUACAGGGUGUCCCACUUAAAGUGUUCAUUGAGUAUAGCUACGUUAUUUUUUGUACAAGAACAAAUAGCGUGAACAAGAGUUGUACAGCGUGGUGAAGUCAAAUAGUGACAGAACGGGUUGUUCUGCAAGGCCUCUUUCAACAGGCACGCCAGAAACACUGGAAAUUAUUCGUCCUAAAGGUAAAACUGGAUUUUUUUUCUUUUUCUUUCGUGUAGUUUCUGUUCUAAGAGAAAGCGAAUAAGGAUCCGAACGCUCAUAAUGUACCACUUCGAUUUAAGAGAGACGCAAAAGAAAAAACAUCCAGUAAUUCUUAAGCAUUUCCCGGUGAAAUGUAUUUUUCUCAUAUUUCAAUAUUUAACGUCCUUAUACGUGAUCGCACCUCGAUGCGAUCUGACUUAGACUUUGGAAUCAAUAUUCUAAAGUCUAGAUUUAGGUUUUAAGCUAUAUAUUAAGUUGCUAGUCGUAUACCAAUAUCGUUUUACUAUCUCGUGUAUAUGCCACUGUAAAUUUUUAUGCCACUAUAUUGCGGACGGGUGAAUGCACAAGAAACAUUUCGCUUUACCGCGUCGAGUCUUGAAAAAUUGUCCCAUUUUCAUUGAUCAAGUCUAGUAAAUUUUUAUGUUGAUCGACAUAUACAUAUAUACAUAUAUAAAUACGAAAAAUUGUAUAUUGCAAUCUAUUAAGUCUAUACAUAUAUAUUUAUAAAUAAUACUGUUUUAAUAUAAAAUUGAAUACUGAGGCGAGAGAUUAUAGAACGAGAACUAGGUGUGAUUAGACAAUUAUGUAUAAUGUACAUAUUUAUUAUAUGACGAUUGCGUUUACCGUAUGUAGUGUUCGUGAAUUAGUUUUUCUAAACUUUUGUACAGAAUCGUGUAAAUAGUGAUUAUAAAUAUUUGUGAAAUAAACUUUAUUUCAUAUGUAAGCAUCGUUUCUUCUUGCGACAAACUUCCGCCAUUAGUCUGUUUGUGAUUGAUGACAAACCGCUGUAUAAUGAAAAAAAAAAUAAUGAUAAUUUAAAUAAUGAUUGAGAGAAUAAAACAUUGUCUUAAAGCAUAAGUCUCAUUU
Molecule: messenger RNA, 1919 nt
Organism: Dinoponera quadriceps
Lineage: Eukaryota; Metazoa; Arthropoda; Insecta; Hymenoptera; Formicidae
Gene: Fsn
Product: F-box/SPRY domain-containing protein 1
Exons: 4
Coding region: 162-926 (254 amino acids)
Biological process (GO): proteasome-mediated ubiquitin-dependent protein catabolic process; synapse assembly involved in innervation
Cellular component (GO): SCF ubiquitin ligase complex; synapse
Molecular function (GO): protein binding
Source: RefSeq, a predicted model, not a curated record